CACCUUCAGUAGUAUCUGACCCAGAGCAUAACAUAGCCUUAGCUAAGCUACAUAGUAAGGGGGAGUGGGUUUGGUUCAGACUUCAUUGGUCAGGGUCGCAUGGCGGAGGGUAAGCCGUACCGGUAUGGUCUGAUCGCGGCGGGGAUGUGUGUGUUGUUAGUCGGUCUUUUCGUUAUGACUCAGGAGCGACCUCACAUCUACGCAACACUCUGCUCUCUGGGGAUCAUCAUGGUCACCCUUGGCACCGCGUGGAGCCUCUGCCAGUGCUACCCUAAGGUGGUGUUGAUCUCUCAGAGCUUGGAGGAGAGGGGAGCCAAGGACAGCAUGGAUGCUGCUGCAGGGGAGAAAAACAUCAGAGUUACACUGGCUGGUUUCCAUGAUAACAAGGUCAGCCCUGCCCUGUCUGUCCCUCUGGUCCUCCAGCUCCACUCUUCCCACAGCUGUCCCAUACUACACCUGGCUUGA
Molecule: messenger RNA, 465 nt
Organism: Salvelinus namaycush (lake trout)
Lineage: Eukaryota; Metazoa; Chordata; Actinopteri; Salmoniformes; Salmonidae
Gene: bsnd
Product: barttin CLCNK type accessory subunit beta
Exons: 3
Coding region: 100-465 (121 amino acids)
Biological process (GO): chloride transport
Cellular component (GO): basolateral plasma membrane
Molecular function (GO): chloride channel regulator activity
Source: RefSeq, a predicted model, not a curated record